Opisthorchis viverrini is the source of this 1950-nucleotide messenger RNA. RefSeq lists its product as hypothetical. Gene Ontology annotation, molecular function: sequence-specific DNA binding; DNA-binding transcription factor activity, RNA polymerase II-specific. The transcript is spliced from 4 exons. Bases 1 to 1950 code for a protein of 649 amino acids. Lineage: Eukaryota; Metazoa; Platyhelminthes; Trematoda; Opisthorchiida; Opisthorchiidae. Gene Ontology annotation, cellular component: nucleus. Gene Ontology annotation, biological process: cell differentiation; regulation of transcription by RNA polymerase II. The record is from RefSeq and is a predicted model, not a curated record.
AUGUCUUUAGGCAGCAUGCAUCAUAUGACUUGUAGAGAUAACUCACAGUUUGGACUACUAAAGGAAUUUUCACGUUCAGUUUUCCAAGAUACCUCUCCGCAUUCUCUCCAAAAAGCUCCUUCAAGUCAUUUGUCCAUGCAGGCUUAUUGGAAUGAAGUCAGCGAACCAAGCAAAAUGGAAACAUCAUUUUUGAGUCCACACACAAGUAGUGAUUACUCGAAUAAGUCAAAAAACAUAUUCUCCUCGGGAAAGCAGCAGUGGAACACCAUACCCAGCACUGACUUCAACCAUGCACACAGCCCAAACAAUGGUUCGGAUGGUAAAGAAAGUACACAAACGGAAAAACCCUGUGCCACAUGUACAAAUUCCUCUGCUCUAACGCACGCACAAAUUCUAAUGAACGGUUACAACAGACGUUCGCAGAUUUCAGUAAGUCAAAGACAAGAAAGUAUCGAGUCAACAGAGCUGGGCGGACAAGUUUGCGAUGGACCUUUUGACCCAUUGAGAUCAGAAAAUUCCUACCAUCUACCUACGACCACUACAACAUACAACCAGGGUACACACUGCGAUGGGAGGGAGUCCAAAGAGAGUGCACUUUUAAGAUUACCAAAUUAUGGAGAUUCCACACCACUAUGGCCUGUGCCAGAGCUGAACAAACUGGCUUCCAGUCAAGCAGCAAUGCACGGACAUAUUACUCAAAGGAGGACCAAUGGAUAUGCCGGUUAUUGUUACAGUCCUGUCAGCGAAGCAUUGGGAAGAAGCAGCUGGAAAACACCAGGUUCCGGACAAAUUCAGCUCUGGCAGUUUCUCCUCGAACUGUUAUCGGACCAUCAGAACAUAGCGUGUAUCACAUGGGAGGGGACAAACGGUGAAUUCAAACUUGUCGACCCGGAUGAGGUUGCGCGCAGGUGGGGAGAAAGAAAGGCCAAACCGAAUAUGAAUUAUGACAAGCUGAGUCGUGCUCUGCGUUACUACUACGACAAAAAUAUCAUGACCAAGGUACAUGGGAAAAGAUACGCUUAUAAAUUUGACUUCAUGGGGCUCGCACAAGCAGUACAUUCAUCAAACUCAAAUAGUUUGUGCGCAGAUUCUGAUUCAAAUCUGCCGAUUGAUUACCGGGCUACCAGGAUGAAUUUUUCUCCACCAGGAUCACCUCUCCCACGCGAGGGUGAUACUAUCAAAUUUACACCCCCUGUGAAUCGCCUCAGUGAACCAGCCAACAGGCUACAUUUCGCUUUCAAUCCUGCAUAUUCUACAAAAAAUUAUCGCCGCUUACACUCACCCAGUUCGUCGAAUUCUCCGGAACCAGUCUACACCACAAGAGAAGUCAAUCCUUGUUUGGAAACGAACGUCAAUACGAUACCUCAUCCCUCUGUUAUACAUACAUCAUCCCCAGCCUCAGUAUCAUUUGGGCGGCCACAUUCUCCCAAUCCUCAGUGUUUUGUUAACGGCGGUCACGAUGACCCCUACGAAAAGGUUCUACCAAACACACUUACACCAACCGAGCAAUGUUGUUCAGUUUAUUCGACGUUAUUCCACGCGGGUGUUGCAAACCAUCCUGAAGUUCAUAUGCCCCUAACAACAAACGCAAAACCGGGGGAAAUGGUCGAAUUCCGGAGGUCUUUCGAACAGCACAACACAAAUAACAUCCGCUCACUCCAUGAUGACGAGAAACAGCGCCGACCGGAACAAAACCCAGAAGUCCAUUCUGUCCAAUCUGCCAACAAUCUCUCGACUUCACACUGCCCCGCUUCGAUCAACUCCUCAUUCUCUCGGCCCCGAUGGACAAACGAAAAGUCACCGUAUAUCAUAAAUUCACCGAAUGCACUGCCUUCCUGGAACACCCCUACACAUAGGCUUACCCUUUCGGAUAGCCCAUUUCACAGUGAUUUGCAAGAAAAUCAAUUUUGGAGGCACACCUCUCCAGUACAUAAUAUUGCAUUACCUUAG